UCCAAAUACAUCUAUUUUCCCAUUCCUAUUCCCACAACUCCAAAUUCAAUUCUAACGUCAAAAUGUCGACGGAUAUCAGGGAUACGAAGUUAAUUAAGGAAUUAGCUGCAAAUGACAAAAAAACCCGCGAUGCCGCCCUCCUCUCCCUGCGCACCUAUCUCUCCGCCUCGCGCUCCCUCACCCCCCUCGACUAUCUGAAAAUCCACUCCGGGCUCUUCUACAGCAUGUGGAUGUGCGACCGACCACUCCCCCAACAGUCUCUCGCCAACUCUCUCGCCUCUCUCCUGCCCUCCCUCUCCCCCUCCACCCAAGCACCUUUCUACACCGGAUUCUGGGAAAUCAUGUCCAAAGAAUGGGAACGCAUUGAUGUGCUGCGCAUGGAGAAAUUCCUGCUGCUAGUGAGACGCUAUUUGGCAGCUGGUUUUGAGGUUGUGGUAUCCAGCUCUUCCGCACCUGCGGGAAAGAAAAACAAGACGAAAGCUUCGAAGAAAGUGAUUUCGGAAUCCGGAGAGCAGGUAUUAGAAGUCCUAUCUUCCAUUCCCUGUGGUUCGGGCCCCGAUGCGCAACGCACACCGAAUGGAAUGCGCUUCCACGUAAUCGAUAUCUGGAUCGACGAGCUUGAGAAACUGGGUGUGAUCGACGCAGCGAAGGAGAGUGAAGAGGGCGCUGAGAAAUUAGAGAAAUUACUGGAGCCGUUGAGGAAAUUGGGAAAGGAGAGCAUUAAUAAGACGGUCAGGAAUAAGUGUAAGGAGGCGCUGGGGGAUGAGCGCUUGCCGGGGAAUGAGAAGAAGGAGAGUGCAGAGGGGGAUGAUGUGGAAAUGAGUGAUGCGAGCGAGGGAGAGGAGGAUGGAUGGGGUGGGAUCGAGGAUUAA
Messenger RNA from Botrytis cinerea B05.10, 872 nucleotides. It is a transcript of the gene Bcrrp1, whose product is annotated as Bcrrp1. Gene Ontology annotation, cellular component: nucleus; preribosome, large subunit precursor; preribosome, small subunit precursor. Gene Ontology annotation, biological process: rRNA processing. NCBI's taxonomy places the organism in Eukaryota, Fungi, Ascomycota, Leotiomycetes, Helotiales, Sclerotiniaceae. The record is from RefSeq and is a predicted model, not a curated record. The transcript is spliced from 2 exons. Bases 63 to 872 code for a protein of 269 amino acids.